This is a messenger RNA of Cucumis sativus (cucumber), 2288 nucleotides long. RefSeq names its product putative F-box/LRR-repeat protein At3g18150. Lineage: Eukaryota; Viridiplantae; Streptophyta; Magnoliopsida; Cucurbitales; Cucurbitaceae. The transcript is spliced from 4 exons. The record is from RefSeq and is a predicted model, not a curated record. Gene Ontology annotation, molecular function: protein binding. Bases 168 to 1940 code for a protein of 590 amino acids.
CAUUUAUUUACCCUUUGUUCAAUGCAUGAUUAGCAAGGAACAACUUAAUUUAACUUCGCCUUCUAUUCAGUUAUUUUCUGCUUUGUUGCAACUUUGAGGAAUCUACGACGAAACCCAUAGACAAAGACUGUUCAUUUGACAUCAAUAUUUUUCUUCAACCAAUAUUUAUGGAGAAGAGAAUUGUUAACAAACUAACACAAACCUCAGAUGAUAUGGCUGAUGAGCAAACCAUACCUGAUGGUUUGACCUCGAUGUCUCGAGCACUUACUCCAAGAAGGAAGAGAAAGAGAAAUGACAUUGACAAUAUCAAUGGGAUAAAAAAGGUGGGUAAGGGUGUGCAAACAGUUGAGCAAGAGGUGGUUGAGCCAGUUGAUACAAUCUCGAAGUUGCCCGAAUCAGCUAUUCAUCAUAUCUUGUCAUUCUUGCGUAGUGCAAAAGAGGCUGCUCGAACCAGCAUCCUGUCAAAGAAGUGGAGAGAUGCAUGGAAGUCCUUUUCUGUACUAACAUUUAAUGAACGCAGCUACCUCAAGGCAGAAGUCGGUCUUAAUAGUGAUAAGCAAAGGCAGAAGUUUAUUGACUCUAUCGAUAACUCCUUGCAAAGUCACCUUACACAGAACUUGGGCAUUUACAAGCUAGUGUUACGUAUAACACCAGAGCUCGUCUCGCAUCUGAAACGGUGGGUUGACAUGGCAGGGGAAAAUGGCUUAGGUGAGCUUGAUAUCCAUGUUGAGACGACACGAAAACGUUGCAAAGUGCCACUGUGUAUGCAUUCUAUCAAGACUCUAAGUGGAUUGAGAUUGCAAGGUCUUUACUGGUCAAGUUUUGAGGCUUUAGAGUUCAAUAAUUUGCAAAAGCUGUAUCUCCGUAGACUACAUGUAGAUCCUCAGUUAAUCCAGAAAUUGGUUUCUACCUGUCCUCUACUUACGGAUUUAAGAAUUAUAGAAUGCCGAGGAUUAACAAACUUGAAGAUUUCAGGUUCUCAAAAGCUUGAAAGGGUGGACUUGUACCAAUGCCAUUUUCUUAGAAGGGUUGAGCUCCAAGUUCCUAGUUUGAAAACAUUUUGGUAUUGUGCAAAGAAAUCUUCAUGCUGUAAGCUUAACUUAGAGUCCUGCACGUCCUUGAAGAGGUUGACAUUAGAGGACCCAUCUAUGACAGAAAAUUUCUUUAAUAAGCUACUUGUCAGCUUUCCAGUCCUCGAAAAAUUAAAUCUCAGCAGAUGUGACAAGCUCCAAAUUAUUGGCAUAGCAAAUGUCGAGCUUCAGAGUCUAGGCUUGAGAUGUUGCAAAAGACUGAAACAUAUUGAUGUUGAUUCUUUAAAACCUUGUUCAUUAGACUAUCAUGGCCGCGAGAUGGUUCAUGCAUUUGGGUGUUUGCCUCUAAAGGAGGCAAAAAUUUCUCUGGUUUCAAAAAAGAAAGAGGAUCCAUCUGCUUUUCCAACUCGAAAUGUAUUCAUCCGUUCUUUUCUUGGACGUCAUUGUAAAGGUUUUAAAAUCAUCGUCUGGUUUUGUAAGAAUGUUAUAAUUCACGAUGAGAUCAAAGAUAUCUUCCUUCCUUCUCUUCCCAAUCUUAAGUUUCAUGCAAUCAAGCCAUCUACAAAUGCAAAAGAUUUAUUAGAAGAUUUACUGACGAAAGAGCAUCCGGAGAGGAUAAUCGUAGCAUCAUCUUUUAGCAGUGAAGUUCCACAUGCGUUGCACAAAAUAAAAGGAGAAGUGGAAACGAGCUGCUGCAGCUAUAUUAAUUCAAACAGAAAAUGCUGGCGCCAUUUCUUGAAGGAUACCAAGGUUGUGAACAUUGCAGAAAUUGAAGGUAUAUCAGAUUGGUUUAAUGAUGUGAGGGAUAGGGUUGACCAAGUAACUUGUAUGGAGCUACAUUGGGAGCCCUCUAUGCAUUUUGGUAAAGUACCUCCUCACCAUGAGGAAGACAAUGAUCAAGCGCUAUGAAGAAAUAUUUGAGUUUUUUUAAAAAAGAAAAAAAACAACUCCGGUAUCGUAGAUAAAACCUUUGACUAUCUAGAGGCACUACCGAUUAUUUUGGCAAAUAGUUGUGUUUCUUGGGCACAUUUUGGUGAUCGAAGUUUUGAGAUUAUUUAAGAUUCUGUUUCUAAUUUUUGUAAUAGGAGGAAAGGAAUGAAUGGAUGUGGGGCUGUAUCCAUUUUUAUUCCUAAAGAAUGUAGUGCCUUCUAGUGUUUUUAGUAUUAGGCUUGCAUUUGAACUUUCAUGGUGUCGAUUAGUAAUUUGAUAUUUUAUUCUAAUUAACAUAAUGAAUCACUGUUUUUUAUUCUAGAGCUA